Messenger RNA from Trematosphaeria pertusa, 954 nucleotides. RefSeq names its product glycoside hydrolase family 18 protein. The annotation marks the transcript as partial. Gene Ontology annotation, molecular function: chitin binding. The transcript has 3 exons. Gene Ontology annotation, biological process: carbohydrate metabolic process. Lineage: Eukaryota; Fungi; Ascomycota; Dothideomycetes; Pleosporales; Trematosphaeriaceae. The record is from RefSeq and is a predicted model, not a curated record.
CCGUCGCAAGUCAACACGGCCGGCCUCACGCACCUGACCCUAGCUUUCGCCUCCAUCGACCCCAAGACGUACAGGAUGCGCUUUCAGCGAUCCGCAGACGACGACAUAUAUCGCCAAUUUGUGGCUCUCAAGCGCGAUGGCCUCGAGACGUGGCUGGGUGUCGGCGGCUGGGAGUUUAGCGAUGAGGGGGAGACGCGCACCACGUGGUCCGACAUGGCGAGCACCAAAGAGAACCGGAAGGCUUUCAUCGACUCAACGCUGGGCUUUCUCGACAAGUACGAGUUCCAGGGUCUCGAUGUGGACUGGGAAUGGCCGGCCGCCAGCAACCGCGGCGGGCGUCCUGAGGACACGCAGAACCAGGUCGCACUGAUGAAGGAACUGCGUGCAGCGUUGGGAAGCAAGUACCAGCUCACGUGUGUGCUGCCCCACGAUAGCGGAUACCUCAAGGGCAUUGAUAUAAAGUCCAUCGCCGAGCAUGUCGACUGGCUCAACAUCCUCACAUACGAUCUGCACGGCGCAUGGGAUGCAAAGCAACCGGAAUUGGGUUCCAAGAUUCGCCCGCACACGGACGUGAAGGAGAUCGACGAGCACCUGAAUAUGAUAUGGGCCAGCGGCGUUCCACCUUCCAAGUUCACGCUCGGUCUCGCCUACUACGGUCGUGGCUACACGGCAGCUUCCUCCGAUUGUCUCCACUAUGGCUGUGACUUCACCGGGCCUAGCCACAAGGGGAAUUGCUCGCAGCAAGACGGCAUCUUGAGCAACUGCGAGAUCAAGCGAAUGAUCAAGGAAAAGAAUCUGCGGCCCGGCAUCAUCCUCGAUGGCGCCAGUGCAAUGCAGGUAUUCUGGGAUGACCAAUGGAUCAGCUACGACAACGACGAGACUAUCGCCAUGAAGAAAGGUCUUGCCAAUAACCGCUGCAUGGCUGGCACCGCUAUCUGGGCCAUCGACUACGAC